AUGACGAAUAAUAAUAAUAACAACAAUAAUUACGGUAGUUCAAAUUUUACAUAUCCUUUACGUGAUUAUGUUGCAAAAUAUGAUUAUAAGUUUUCCAAUCCAAAUGGUAAAUUAUCUGAUGUUUGGUUACAUAAAGAAUAUCAAAAGUUAUCUAUUAAUACUAUAGAAGGUACUAAUACUAUUAAUAACAAUAAUAAUAUAUCACGUGAAAGUAGAAAGAGAAAUGUUGGAGAUGUUGGAGGUCCUGAUGAUGAACGUGAAAGUAUGAUAUCUUGUGAUGAUAUAAUAGUUUCUGAUACUGAUACAAAUAAUUCACAAGUUUCAAGUGGUCAUGGUCAUAGUUAUAGACAAGGUUUAAUCCAUCCUCCAAAAAGAAGAUUAACUAGUAAUGUCUUAUCGGAAAUGAAUACAACAACUCCAUUUAUGCUAGAUUCUUUCGCGGGUAUUUUAUCACCACAACAACCACAACAUACACUAAUGGCUCGUCAACAAAGUACUGCCAACACUGCAGACCAAUCAGUACUUGCUCCAACAUUAUCACAAGUACAACAACAACAACAGCAGCAGCAGCAACAAGUAAUACAUGUACGUCGCCCAAGAACUCCAACUGCUAUAAAUUCACCUUCACAUACACCUAUCUCCGAUAUUGAAGAAGAUCCAAUACAACAAUUACCCCUUCCUUCUCCAAGUGCAUCUCCAGUCCAACUGGAUAUUGAAAUACCUAAAUAUUCAGAUCCAAUAGAAAAACAAUUCUCCAAUAUCCCAACUACUCAAGGUGAAUUAAUGGAUAUUGUUACUAAUUUAUUUCCCUAUUUUAAUGAACGAAAUCAAAAUCAUUUAAUUUUUAAAUUAUUACAAAAUAUAAAUCGUGCAUCAUUAAGUACAUUUAAUGAAUUAAUUCAUAAUUCUUUAAAAAGAGAUUUAUUAAGUAAUUUACCCGUUGAAAUUACCAUGAAAAUAUUAUCAUAUUUAGAUUCAAAAACCCUACUUUCAUUAUCACGAGUUUGUAAAAAAUGGUUUGAAAUUAUUAAUAAUCCAAAUCUUUGGAUUAAUAUCUUGAAAAAGGAUAAAUUAAUAACCGAUGAUAUCAUAAUUAGACAAGAACUUGCCAAUCCAACCCAAUUAAUGCAAGAAUGGGGUGGAAUACCAGGAAUGAACCCGGCUCAAGUCUUAUACAAAAAAAGAAGUAUCAUCGUUAAUAGAUGGAUGAACCCCAAUUAUGAACCCAAAAGAAUUUGUGUCACCGGUCAUGGAAAUAAAGUAGUCACAUGUUUACAACAUGAUGAUGAAAAAAUCGUAACUGGAGUAGAUGAUAAAUGUAUAUUAAUCUAUAGUACCAAAACCGGGAAAUUAUUAAAAGUCUUGGAAGGUCAUGAAGGUGGGGUUUGGGCAUUGAAAUAUACUGGGAAUACAUUAGUUACUGGAUCGACUGAUCGGACAGUUAGGGUAUGGAAUAUGAAAACCGGGAAAUGUACUCAUGUAUUCCGGGGACAUACUUCGACAAUUCGAUGUCUUGAUAUUAUCCAUCCGGCAAAUAUUGGAAAGGAUUCAAAUGGGAAUGAUAUCAUAUUUCCCCAAUUCCCCCUUUUGGUUACUGGAUCAAGAGAUCAUAAUAUUCAUGUAUGGAGAUUACCAUUAUGUGAGGAUGACAAUGAUGAUGAAGAUAUUGAAGAUGGGAUGAAUAGUCGUCCAGCUACAAGCACAACAUCCACAAGUGAUGACCAACCAACUUUUGACAGCAGUGAAAUUGAUAAUCCAUACUUACUCCAUGUCUUAUCGGGCCAUACUCAAUCAGUUAGAUCAAUCUCGGGCUACGGAAACAUAAUAAUCUCCGGCUCAUACGAUUCAACCGUCAGAGUAUGGGAUCUUCUCCAGGACGGCAAUUGUAAACACGUCCUCACCGGACAUCAAGAUCGAGUCUAUUCCACCGCCAUGGAUUUCAAUACCAAAACUUGUUUUUCCGGUUCGAUGGAUUCAAAUAUAAACAUGUGGAAUUUCGAAACCGGGAAAUUAAUCAAGACUUUAGAAGGACAUUCUUCAUUAGUAGGAUUAUUAGAUCUUGUCGAUGGGGUACUUGUGAGUGCUGCCGCCGAUGCCACGUUGAGAAUAUGGGAUCCUGUGACUGGAGAAGUCAUGAGUCGACUCAAGGGCCAUGGUGCCGCCAUUACUUGUUUUGAACAUGAUGCGUUAAGGGUUGUGAGUGGGAGUGAGAAGAUGUUGAAGUUGUGGGAUGUGAGAAGGGGGGUGUUUGCUAGGGAUUUGUUGGCGGAUGUGACGGGGGGCAUUUGGCAGGUGAGGAUUGAUUAUAGACGAUGCGUGGCUGCUGUUCAACGGUUUAAUGAUGAUGAAGAGGGGGAAACUUUUAUUGAAAUUUUGGAUUUUAGCGAGCCGCCUAAGAAGAAGGUGGUGGAGGGCAAUGUGUCUAGGAUUUAA
Messenger RNA from Hemisphaericaspora subhashii, 2433 nucleotides. It is a transcript of the gene CDC4, whose product is annotated as SCF ubiquitin ligase complex subunit. The transcript has a single exon. Lineage: Eukaryota; Fungi; Ascomycota; Pichiomycetes; Serinales; Debaryomycetaceae. Gene Ontology annotation, molecular function: protein binding. The record is from RefSeq and is a predicted model, not a curated record. Bases 1 to 2433 code for a protein of 810 amino acids.